This is a messenger RNA of Tribolium madens (black flour beetle), 529 nucleotides long. Its product is annotated as HMG1/2-like protein. NCBI's taxonomy places the organism in Eukaryota, Metazoa, Arthropoda, Insecta, Coleoptera, Tenebrionidae. Gene Ontology annotation, biological process: sperm DNA condensation; spermatogenesis. The coding region runs from base 129 to 488 and encodes 119 amino acids. The transcript has a single exon. The record is from RefSeq and is a predicted model, not a curated record.
CUAAUUUGACGAAUUAAUUUUCCGGAAAAAUUUUUCACACUAUAAGCCUUGCAUAAUGGUUUUUACCCUCCCAAAUUCAUCAUCAUAGUAACGUCGUAAAUCCCCUAAUUGCAAAAACAAAGUCGACUAUGACAAUAUUUUUGCGGCCGUUUUGUCAACAGUUUUGUCAAAAGUUUAUCAUGGAAAAAAAAUCGCAAAGCAAGAUAGCGAAGAAAGAGCCCGCUUCGGAGGGUAAGACGACUCGCAACCCCUUCCUCAACUUCGUGCAAGAAUUCCGGAAGAAUAACAGAGGGAUUCCGGCGCAAGAACAGGUCGCGCGGGCCGCUGAAGCUUGGCGAAAAAUGAGCGACAACGAGAAAGCGCCCUAUUACGAGAUGGCCAAACGCGCCCCCAAGAGACGCAAGAGGAGGGGCCGCCGACGGGGCCGCAGAAUGUCAAGCUACUCCAGACAGAGGAGCGGGUCUCGAAGCUCCCGCUACAGCUAUUAAAUUUUUGUAUUCCGGUGUUAAAUAAAAAACAGUGGACGUUA